UGCCCCUUUCGUUAUGAACUAUGUGAGGUCUCUGCGAACACUCUACAACGUCCCGAUAGCCAAGGAACUCUGCGCACAAAUAUAUGCUCACUCAGAGAAAUGUACAAACGUCCUUGAUAUGGGAUGUGGUACGGGAGACCUUACCAUUCCGCUUGCCCAACAACUCACAUCGUCUGUAGUUCAUGGAUGCGACAUUUCCGUUAAGGCGAUAGAGGAGGCAAAUAAGGCAUCUGGCCAAGUCGGUAACCUUGAUUUCAGCAAACAAAAUAUCAAUGAGUUACCAAAAUCGUGGGCCGGGAAAUUUGAUGUGAUCUUGAUGUUUGACGUCCUCCAUGACCUUCAGGACCCAGAAAUCGCAAUGAAACAGGUUAUGAGUGUGCUCAAGAAAAAUGGAACCAUCAUCAUUGUUGAUCCAAAGGUGAGUCGAGACCCGCUUAAUAAUGUCGGAAACAUACAGGCGGCACAUGCCCUGACGCUGAGUACCUGGUGGUGUGUUCCGAGCAGCUCGUGUAACUGUGGUUCUGGUAAUGGCGUGGGCUGGGAGAACAAGGAGGCAUUUCUCCUUCGUAUCCCGGGUUUAGAGAUCAAGAGUCGUGUAUGUCUCAUAAACAGCGACUACAACUAUGCCUACAUCUGUAAGAAGAAGUAAAGGAGAAAUAGCCAGAUGGAGGAGAGACUCUAUGAUUGAAGUACGUAUGUGGAUUAUCCAGUCACCAGAUUAAAGAACCAUCAAUGACUUGUAAUUAUAUUUUCCUAUUAGCGACCUUCAAACAAAGAGGGUUUUUUGCACACCACACACCUGUAUAAUUAAAAUGUUUCUAAAAAUAUCGUGAUCUGUGAAAAGUGUUAUAACUAAAAACAUCGUAA
Molecule: messenger RNA, 867 nt
Organism: Pecten maximus
Lineage: Eukaryota; Metazoa; Mollusca; Bivalvia; Pectinida; Pectinidae
Product: ubiquinone/menaquinone biosynthesis C-methyltransferase UbiE-like
Exons: 2
Coding region: 14-649 (211 amino acids)
Source: RefSeq, a predicted model, not a curated record